UUAUGUAUGAAGAAUAUUUUUCUAUUUUUUUCUACUGUCAUAGUUCUAUGUUAAAUAAAUAAAUAUACUAUGAAUAAUUUAUUUGCAAUCAAAUUUCGGAUAAGUUUGAUUAUUUCCGAGUAAAAUCAGCCAAACAUUGAUGUGAAAUUUGGAAAAAAAAACUUAGCUGAAGAUUGCUGCUUGCCAGCCACCACAAAUCCCACCAAUUGUAAUUAGAUUGUUCAUGUUAUAUGGCUAAUGAUUUUUAUGAAAAGGAGAAAUCUUGCUAUUCCGCUUUCCAACGCGAAUGACGUAAUAUUUCAACAUUAACGUUUCGUCCCUUUCCCACUUGUUUCCGUUCAUAUCAUCCUCUGUUUUGUUCAAAGGCCGAAAUAUUAAUAAUUAAUAAUCAUUGGACAAAGUUUAAAAAGGUCGCCGACAGGCUAUAUUGUCUGUUUUAACCUAUUACUGUCUAGUCAUUUUGGUGUUGUAUUGAGUUGAAUUUAAUUAUCUCACUGGUGAUAGUAUGUGGUAGUGAUGGCCCCUAAUUAUAGUAAAUUCCUAACUAAAUCUAACGCUCUUGCUGGAGCUGGAACAGUGGCUGCUGCUUGGCUUUUAUGGUCUCAAAGGCAACAGAAAAAUCUUAAAACCAUCAGCAAAAGGGUGAAAAAAGAUGAAGAAGAAGAACUAAAAUAUCUAAUAAGUGAGAAAAAAGAAGGAAAUGCCCAACCGAAAGUCCAAGUUGAUAAGAAAUUGUUCAUACAACUCAUACAGCUGUUCAAAAUAGUCGUGCCAGGAUGGGCGACUCCAGAGUGCGGCAUGUUCUUUUUGAUUGCCACCAGUUUAGUGGCCCGAUCAAUUUGCGAUUUGUGGAUGAUCAGUCAUGGCACAUUAAUAGAAAGCGCGAUUGUGUCAAUGGACAAAACCCUUUUUUAUCAAAGGCUCAUGAAGUUCUGCAUCAGUCUGCCCCUGAUCGCCUGCGUCAACAAUGUUUUAAAAUACGCCAUUGGUGAUCUCAAAAUCCGCCUAAGAGCAAACCUCACGAAGCGUCUCUAUGAUGAAUAUCUGAAGAAUUUUACUUACUACAGAAUCUCAAAUUUGGAUAAUAGAAUUGCAAAUCCAGACCAACUAUUGACCACGGAUAUUGACAAAUUUUGUGAAGCAAUCACUGAUUUGUACUGUAACACUGCUAAGCCAAUGCUAGAUAUUGGUAUUUAUGUCUAUAAGUUAUCAUCCACCAUGGGCGGAGCUACUCCAGGACUUAUGCUAGGCUACUUGUUUUUAUCAGGACUAGCUUUAACUCAUUUAAGAAAACCAACAGCUAAAUUGACAGCAGGUGAACAAAAAUUAGAAGGGGAAUUCAGACAUAUAAACUCACGUUUAAUCACUAACUCUGAAGAAAUAGCUUUUUAUAAUGGUAAUUUGAGAGAAAAAACAACAUUGCUGGCCAGCUACAAGAAGCUGCAGACUCACCUUAGAAACUUCCUUAGGUUUAGAGUAUUAAUGGGAAUUGUUGAUAAUUUAGUAGCAAAAUAUUUUGCUAGUAUUGUAGGAUUUUGGGCAGUUUCUAUGCCAUUCUUAUCAGGAAGAUUGGGCAGAGAAAGUCAUAGCGAACGAUCAAGAUUAUAUUAUACGUAUGGUAGAAUGCUAGUAAAACUAGCAGAAGCGAUUGGAAGAUUAGUACUUGCUGGCAGAGACUUGACAAGAUUGGCAGGUUUUACCUCUAGAGUAACUCAAUUAAGGACUGUCUUAGAGGAAUUGAAUCAAGGCAAAUAUGUCAGAACUAUGGUGACUGGCUCAGAUAAGUUGACACCAAAUGGAGGAAAACUAAUCUUCCAAAAUCAUAUAAUUAAAUUCAAUAAAGUACCCUUGGUAACACCAAAUGGAGAUGUACUUAUUCCAGAAAUAACUUUUGAAAUUAAAUGCGGGAUGAAUGUGUUAGUUUGUGGCCCUAAUGGAUCAGGCAAAUCUUCUCUGUUCAGAAUUUUAGGAGAAUUAUGGCCAUCAUUUGGAGGAGAAGUUACUAAACCUCCUAGAGGAAAACUGUUCUACAUUCCCCAAAGGCCUUACAUGACUCUUGGUAGUCUUAGAGAUCAACUAACUUAUCCUCAUAGUAGUGCCGAAGCUUCCAGAAGAGGCACUACGGAUGUAAAACUCACUGAACAUUUAGAUAGAGUUAAAUUAAGUUAUUUGCUAGAAAGAGAAGGUGGAUUGGACGCAGUCGCGGAUUGGUUGGACAUUUUAUCAGGCGGAGAAAAACAACGGGUUGCUAUGGCCAGAUUAUUCUAUCACAAACCGCAGUUUGCUAUAUUGGACGAAUGCACUAGCGCAGUUUCAGUAGAUGUUGAAGGGAGCAUGUACAGUUAUUGCAGGGAAGUCGGUAUAACUUUACUGACAGUCUCUCACAGAAAAUCUUUGUGGCAACAUCACGAAUAUGUAUUGCAUUUAGAUGGUAGGGGAGGUUAUACUUUCAAACCUAUAAAAAGUGAGACAGAACAAUAUGGUUCUUAGUAUUUAUUUAGUGAUUGCAAGAUAUAUUAUGUUUUCCCUAUGUUAGUCUUUGGUUAGUUCUGACAUUAAAUUUUGCUCAGAUAUGUAAUUUUUAAUGUUAAAAACCCAUAAGGUCAAUGGUACAUAAUUAUGUAACUGAGCAACCUGGCAUAAUAAUUAAAGGAAUUUGUACAAUAAUUGGGUACAGAUUAUGGAUUGAGACCUUGGAUUACAAAGUACCUAUUCAAAAUCUAUUUUUUUAAGCAGAUGUGACUUAGGGAACUUAAGAUAACUUAGUGAGGACAUAAAUUUGGUAAUGUUACACUCUGUUUAAUUUAUAAUACUUUAUAUUCAAGCAGUCUAUGAUUGAAAUGUUAUUGUCAUCAAAAUUUGACACAGAAAUAGUGAUCAUUCAAGGCCCAUAAAUAUUAUUAUGUUCAAUCAGCACUAUUAUGUUUAUAUAAUUCUUGAGUUUUCUUCCCUUCAGAUAACAAUGGCGUCAAUGACCUAUUUAGUUGGGAAGUUAGCGCCAAGAGCUUAAAUUACUCAUAAUUUGCACUAAUUUGUUUAGUUUACAUUUUAUGUUCAACAUUAUCAUUACAAAUUAAAUUAUAUAAAUUUAUAAAUUAAUAAAGUUGGAGCAUAAAUAAAUACGGGUGAUCAGGUUAAUUUGAGGAUAAAAUGUAAUGUUAUGUAAAAAUGUCAAUUGUGCUCCUCUGCUACGCGGCUGCCUUUAUACUUUGCGCUAAGCAUAAAAGGACUCAUUUUGUGGCCUUAUGACAUAGAUAAUUAUUCAUAUAUUUUUGGUCCUGUUUUUUCUGAAUGUGAUUGAGUUUUUGGUAUGCAGAUUUCAUUUUAUUAAGGUCUCACCACUUCUGCAAAAUGUUAUGGAUGUUGCAAACUAAAAUAUUUUGGUGUAAAAACAAUAUGCGCACCUGCACACAUUGAUGAUAGUAAUUGCGUUUGACAGAGUAGGUCCAAUCAAAUCAAAAGAUUUUCCUUAUUUAUGUCUGUUUUACAGUGGUUUUGGUCAUUUGUGCAUGUGAAUCUUUAAAAAGUUUCAGAAGAUUUUACAUAACCGAUCAUUGUUAGCAAAUGAUCCUUUGGUCAAGUCUCCUCAAAAAACUCAGUUCCAUUUAAAAUAGUAUUAAUUUAACUCAUGGAAAUUGAAAAUAAAUUCUUAUCCUAUAUGUAUAAAUAUAAGUCAGACAUGCAUUUGCAACAUACGUAAUGUUUAGCGGGUUUCCAUAGUUUGACUGAUACGAAUGGUUUUUAGGAGAAACUUGAAUAUUGAUGUAACAUGAAAAAUAUAACAUUUUCAUAAUUUGAUACACACUCCUAGCUUUCUACGAACAUUAAAUUCCAAGCCUUUCUAAUAGUUUAGUUAUAUUUAAUUCGGGGAUCUGAUGGGUUCAUUUUACAGUGAUAGGCCCCUCAAAUUUAAUAAGGGUCCAGACAAUAAUAUAGCAAAAAUAUCCAUCUCAUUUCUCGUGUCAAGCAUACUACGAAAAAUCCGACAAUCGAUCUAGUACCGGUUUCACAAUAGCAAGUCAUAACUCCAGGGUAAACAUUGCUACUGAACUGGACACAUUUACCCUGGAUUUAAAACCAACCCGUAGGUGACUCGCUAUUGAGGAACCGACCCCUAGGAAAUCAAGGUCAAUAUGACCAAAAAAAUUGGCUCAAUGGGCCACUUUCAGGUUUUUCACAAUCAUAAUAUUAGAAUUAUUCUUUUAGUCAUUCUAAUACUAUCUGUACAUUUUUUUUCCAAAAAAAACGCUUAUUUUUAUAAACAAAAUUAUUGAAAAAUCGAACUUUUAAACUGCCGUAAAAACGCUGGACCGGUGUGUGACGUUACAAACCGGAAAAUCAGUAAAAAUGCGAGAAUCAAUUCAUCAUCAUUGCACCAUUCAUCACCUAAAGACUAUUUUCGUCCUUUACUAUAAUAUGAAAAAAUGAAGCAUGGGUAUAAUCCUGGAAUUCAUUUAAAUUUCGCAUUUUUAAAUGUGGCAACAAAGUCAUGAAUAUCGGCUUUAACCAAUGAGAGGGCGUUUUCGGUCACGUGAUUUUUUGUUUAAAUUUUUCAUUUUCAUUGAUUAACUUAUUCAAUAAUCUGACUCAAAUCUUGCAAAAUGUUGUUCAUUCUCGGUUGCAUUCAUGUAUCUGCGUCAAAAAAAUAUCAUAAUUUGCCAUAUUCCUGGCACGUAAAAGUGGCCCAUUGUAUAAACCAUGGAUUGCAAUAUUUCAAAUUUAUUAUGAAAUGUUUUUAAACCGUUGACUCGGUUUAAUAGCAAACUUAUUUUCAAAGGACAUAUUUUUAUAUCCUGCCUAUAGGCCAGAAAAGAGAGGUUGAACCUCGCAAACUCGACACAAGUUCUGUUUUAUUUUUGUUUCUGGUAGAACACGGGCUGCUUAUUAUGGCUCUAACUUUUUCCAACAAAAUUUCACCCUGGAACAUUCCUUUUCAUCCCCCUAAAGGUCUUUUUUUGUGGUUUUUCCGAAACGUAGCGCUUACUACGUUUAACAAAAAAAUACCUUUAUAGUAAAUUAAAGAGGACUAAAUUCUCUAUCCAGGGACAGCAUAUGUCUAUCACAUACCCUUUAGUCGGGGUGGCGCUCUAAAGUUGAAUGACCUUGAAAAAAAGAUGUUUUGGAAAUUAUUUUUUUUUUUACUGAACAGUAAAGCGAAUCCACCACAAACCAUACAGCAAAUACUCAUAAAUAAUUAGCCGAUUUUUUGGUAUGUGUUUUAUUUAAAAACAGUUAACCCGUUUAAGAUAUACAGGGUGUUGAAAUUUAAACAACCCCCUUUCAUAUCAUCUGAAGGGCUAAUGCUAGACAUUGUAUGGAAAGGCCAUUUAUACGAAAUUGACCAUUUGCUCUACAAAUAGGUUCCUAAUGCAUUUUUUUAUAUUUUGCAACCGUUAGGCCACAGUGGCGUCCCAAAGCUUAGAAAUUUUAUAACGAAUUCCAGUUUUAUUCCAUUAUCUUGUCACCUAUUCACAGAUUUAGCACCCCCCCAACCGAUCAGAUGAGAGGAAAAAAAUAUUUAUAUUAACGUGUAUUAAAAAUGCAUCAAGACCUUAUUUGUAAAGCAUAUGGCGGUCUUCAAUUUCGUAUAAUUUCCUUCUCAUACAAUGUAUAGGUAACGAAAUAAUUGCGAAAGAGUGGUUGCGACAACUUCCAUAAGGGGCGGGGGUAGUUUCCAGAGGGAUGUUGCAAUAAGUAGAUAUAUUUUUGGAAAGCUUAUUUAGUGCGCUACUGACCCAUGUGAAACAAAAAGGCCAAAAAAUAAAUAUAUUUUUUUUCACCCCCUCAAUAUUUUUUUUUUCCGUCUAGUGGGGUUGUACUUGAAAAAUUAUUUUGGUGUCUAAGCAUGUAUGUCGGAGGUGUGCACAAAAUAAUAAAUUAAACCAUUCACAUGGAGGGCAUUGUGUGCAAGAAAAAGAAAAAAAAAAAGCCAUUUUUUCCAAAUUUUAUUUUUUUUUGGGGUGGUUCCAGGAAAAAAAUGGGGGUGCCUUAUAUGAAUUUUCAAAUAUCAUUCCUAUAUCAUUAAUCCCUGAAAAUUUGAACAGCCUAGCAUUAGCCAUUCAGAUGAUAUGAAAGGGGGUUGUUUAAAUUUCAACACCCUGUAUAUCCUAAACGGGUAACUGUUUUUAAAUAAAACAUAUACCAAAAAAUCGGCCAAUUAUUUAUGAGUAUUUGCUGUUUGGUUUGUGUUGGAUUCGCUUUACUGUUCAGUAAAGAAAAAAUAAUUUCCAGAACUUCUUUUUUUAAGGUCAUUCAACUUUAGAGCGCCUCCCCAACUAAAGGGUAGGUGAUAGACAUAUACUAUCGCUGGAUAAAUUGUAGAGAAUUUAGACCUCUUUAAUUUACUAUGGAGGUAUUUUUUUGUAAAACGUAGCGGAACCGCUACGUUUCGGAAAAACCACAAAAAACGACUUUUAGGGAAAUGAAAGGGGAUGAAAUUUUGUUGCAAGAAAAUUGACCCAUAAUAAGCAGCCCUUUAUCUACCAGGAAAAAAAUAAAACAAAACUUGUGUCGAGUUUGCGAGGUUCAUCCUCUCUUUCCUGGCCUACUACUGAUAUUAAAUUUUUAAAAAUGCAUGUUCAAUUUUAGGAGAAAAACAUGUUUAUUUAAAUUUUAUUGCAAUUGUUUGUCCAAUUAGAAUUGGGGUUGUAAUUUCAAAAAGCUUUAUAUAUCAAUUUUGCAUUACUAGCUUAAUUUGCUUUAAAAAAAAAAACAAUAUACGAAGCUGUGUAAAGUUUGAAGGCUGAAUGUAAAAGAAAUUCUUGCUUUUUCACUAUAGUAAAACCACGGAAACAAUCAAUUUUUAAAAUAGAAUUCUGGCAAUUCUAACUCAUCUUAUUCUUUAAAAAACCAUCCAUAUAAAUUCUGCUAUUCAGUUAUUUUUCGAUACUUUGUAAAUAGAAACACUUAAUUAUGUGAAUUAAUAAACUAGAUUUCAAUGAUUUAUACAACAUUAUAAUUUUUCGAAUUUUUCCGAUAGCGUCGGAAUACUAAUGCCUAUUUUGAAGAAAGAAACUUCCUAAAUUAUACAAUACAUAAACCUAAAUUUUACUCUUCGAUGCUCGUGAUCUGGUGGUUGGUGAGUUUCAAACUUACGUAAUUAGUCACAAAUAAGGAAAAAUUUAUAACCACAUCACAGCUAUGGAUCUCACCAAUUAACCAAUGAGAGGGCGUCAUCUAUGCUGUGUUGUACUUUACUUAAUUGUAUCUUAAGUAUGUAUGUGUUUUGGGCAAAUAAUAGGAAUCAAAUACAUCUUUAGGUUCAUGUCAUAUGGACAGUCAUUUUUGACAUAUUUUUUUGUGUGAAACUUAUAGAAAAUUAUAAAUAGUAAAUGUGUCGUUCGCAUUCAACUUACACUGAUAUUCCAGUUUGUCAUCUACCUCUUUGAAGUCUUUCCACAUUUUUCCAUUAACGUGCCUUAUAUUUUGUUAAAAUAUAUAUGACCCAUAUUAUAUAUUAUAUUAUAGUCAAAAUCCUCUAUUAUGAGGAGUGACCUGAUUAAAGAUACCCACUACAAAACAACAAAACUUUCGCUUGAAAAAUUAAUUUUAAGAUGUUGGGAAGAAAAAGGCAUGAGUGGUUUAUUUCUGAUAAACCACCCCUUUAAGAAACUUACCAAGUUUUGGACAUUUAUUACAAUUUAAUUCAAAAAAGAAAGGGAAGAGGUGAUUGUGGUGAAGUAUUUCUUAUUUAAUGGCCUUUUUUUUUACCCAAAUUAAAAUUUCGAAAUGGGUUGUAGAGAAGAAGGUUUGACCUAAUAACUGUCGCAUUUGUUAAUGUAUAACGAUAUUCAACAAAAUCCAUGUAGCUUUUUUUGUUUCAGUUCUUGAAUUAUUUUUUACCUUAUUAUUGUGAGGGCGUUGGAUAAAACUUUUUAAAUAUAUAGUUUUAUACAUAUUUCAUUAAGUUGCUUUGUAUCAGAUAUGUUUUAAUUAGUUUUAUAAAUAUAUUUAUAACUAUGUAUAUUGUUUGUAAACAAAACUUUAUCAAGGUAAAAGGUAGGUACUACAAACCACAUUCAUAUAGUGAUUUUCUGUCCAGUGAGAACUGUUAUUUAUACUAACUAUAUUUUUGUUAAAUAAAAAAAAUUAUAAAUUUGCACUCAAGCCAA
Molecule: messenger RNA, 8111 nt
Organism: Ceutorhynchus assimilis (cabbage seed weevil)
Lineage: Eukaryota; Metazoa; Arthropoda; Insecta; Coleoptera; Curculionidae
Source: the annotation of a GenBank genome assembly